AUGCUGGUCAACCAAGUUAUCCGAUGCAACAAAGGUAUCCGGAUUAUAGAUGCGGGUGUGAAUAUUCUUACGGAGGAGACGGUGGAUACGGAGGAGAUGGUGGAUACAGAGGAGACAGUGGAUACAGAGGAGAUGGUGGAUACAGAUGAGACAGUGGAUACGGAGGAGACGGAUGUCAACUCUUUAGAUGAACUAAAGAAACGGAUACAAGAAAUAGCAAACGCGGAUGGUUUUGUUAUUGUCACCCGUCGAUCAAAGAAAAUCGAGGGAAGAACCGGGAGGGUAUGGCUUGAAUGUGGCCGUGGUGGUGAGCACCAAACUACAGCAACACUUAAAAAAGCCGGAAGCAAAAAAACCGGUUGCCCGUUUUACCUGCUGGUUAUGCAAAACCACCCGUAUGAAACCUGGGAGAUAAAAGACGAAAAAAUUGAACAUAACCACGAACUUUGUAAGGACCUGUCGGCCCACGCGUUCGUGCGAAGGUUUAUUCCAAGCGAAAAGAAACUGAUCGAGGAGCUAACAGCUCAAAACAUUGAGCCGCGCAAAAUAUUUCGAACGAUAAGAAAGCAGGACCCCGACAAGUUUCAUGUUCAGAAAGACGUUCAAAAUGUUUUGGCGAAGAUUAGAGCCGAACAAAGACAAGGAUUGACUCCCAUGCAGUCACUAGAAAACGUGCUGAUAAACAACGACUUUAUUUACGAGACAUGGGAGCAACCCGGAACAAAGAUCAUAACAACAGAGAUCUUCUUUCUUCAUGAGUACUCGAAAGACAUGUGGCGUGCAUUUCCCCACGUCAUGCUGAUCGAUGCGACAUACAAGACAAACUUAUACAAUAUGCCAUUUAUGCAGAUUGUUGGUAUAACACCUACCAACCAUUCAUUAUGUAUCGCGCAUGCCGUUGUUAGCAAAGAGCGGGGUGAUAACUUUGUGUGGGUGCUUAAGAGGAUCAAGUCAAUGUUGGAUGAAUGUAUGGAGCCACGUGUGAUUGUAACCGAUAGAGACAUGGCCCUUAUGGGCGCAUAUGCUAAUGUAUUCCCAAACGCCUCCAGGCUUCUUUGCAGGUGGCACAUACAACAGAAUGUUAUGAAGCACUGCAAGGCUGCCUUCACAGAAGAAGACUGCGAUAAAUUUUUGUCAUUCUGGGGGACAUUGAUUGAGUCUCCAUCCAUACCCAUCUACGAGUACCACUUGCGCAACUUGCGAAAGCGACUUGUGGAGUGCAAACGUUCUAUCUUCAAUUACGUGUACGAUAACUGGCUAAAAGACUAUAAGGAGAUGUUUGCCUUUGCGUAG
This is a messenger RNA of Helianthus annuus (common sunflower), 1293 nucleotides long. Its product is annotated as protein FAR-RED IMPAIRED RESPONSE 1-like. Gene Ontology annotation, biological process: regulation of DNA-templated transcription. The record is from RefSeq and is a predicted model, not a curated record. Lineage: Eukaryota; Viridiplantae; Streptophyta; Magnoliopsida; Asterales; Asteraceae. The coding region runs from base 1 to 1293 and encodes 430 amino acids. The transcript is spliced from 3 exons.